AUGCAUUGCUAUGAGACUUGGAGGGCGGGUAAGUGGUGGCAGACUUAUAAGGAAGGCGUGAAGAACGGAGUCGAUCCGGAGCUCUAUAGAGUGCAGGCGAUGGAGUUCCUCAGGUCCUGGCCCCAGUGGAGGCAGAGCAACGGCUCCAGGUUUGUGGUGGCGCCCUUCAACCCGGCGCUUCCCGAGAAGACCCUGGAUGCGCAGAGGCCUUGCAGCUCGUCCCCCUUCAUCAUCACCUCUGAGCACACCAUGCUGUGCGAGCAGAAGCUCGAGGCGCAUGCCCAACAGGGGCUGAUCCUGCCCUACGUGACGGACACCCACCAGGAGGGGUUCGAACCCCUCGCUGCCACCCGCGACACACUACUCUUCUAUCGGGGCGGGUGUUCCCCUUCCUCCUCCUCCGACCCUUCCGGCCCACUCUAUUCAUCCGGGAAGCUGCUGCGUCGCGCUGUGGUGGACGCGAUCCAGGCGUCCAAUGCCACCGAUGUGGACGUGCAGUGCGGCUGCGACAUCUGCCCCAAGGCCCUGCCCCACUCGGAGGUGCUGGCGCGCAUGCGCGCCUCCCGCUACUGCCUCGCACUGCCGGGUGACCGACAAGCCAGCCGGCGCGGCACCGAGGCGGCCCUCUCCGGCUGCAUCCCGGUGAUUGUGGGGCCGCCCUGGCACACCUUGGUCCUGGCCGACGAAAUCGACCACGCCGCUUCCAGCGUUUUCAUCUCCGUGCGCCACGUGACCUGGGUGGUGGCCAACACCUCGCUGGCCAGGUCCGACAAUCACCCCAGCGUGCUGACGGCCUGGUACCUGGACACCGACCUACCGCCCGGACAAAUGCUGCAUGUCGACACCCUGGACGAGGUGGUGGACGUGCUGCGCGCGCUGCCGCCCAAGGUCCUGGCCGCCAAGCAGGCGGCACUGGCGCGGGAGGCCUACAAGCAGUACUGGCUGCCGGCCCCGGGGGAGACCAAGUCGCAGCUCGGAGAGAUUGUGGUGAAGAAACUGUGUGACCACGCCCAGACGCUCAAGGACCGUGGCAUCAUUCUACCGCACCCCACCCCGCUUCAGGGGAGGAAGCUGUUGGCCGAGUGA
Molecule: messenger RNA, 1086 nt
Organism: Auxenochlorella protothecoides
Lineage: Eukaryota; Viridiplantae; Chlorophyta; Trebouxiophyceae; Chlorellales; Chlorellaceae
Exons: 4
Coding region: 1-1086 (361 amino acids)
Molecular function (GO): glycosyltransferase activity
Source: RefSeq, a predicted model, not a curated record